Messenger RNA from Alligator mississippiensis (American alligator), 4474 nucleotides. It is a transcript of the gene SLC30A9, whose product is annotated as solute carrier family 30 member 9. Gene Ontology annotation, molecular function: monoatomic cation transmembrane transporter activity. The coding region runs from base 199 to 1890 and encodes 563 amino acids. The record is from RefSeq and is a predicted model, not a curated record. Gene Ontology annotation, biological process: zinc ion transport; transmembrane transport; positive regulation of transcription by RNA polymerase II. NCBI's taxonomy places the organism in Eukaryota, Metazoa, Chordata, Crocodylia, Alligatoridae. The transcript is spliced from 18 exons. Gene Ontology annotation, cellular component: membrane; nucleus.
UGACGGGAGGAGGGCAAGCGCAUGCGCACUAGAGACGAGCCGGCGGAGUGUGCGAAGCCGGCGCUGUUUUACAUCCGGGUCCCGCGGUCCCGCCAGCCCUGUGUGGGGUGAGAGGGGCCGCAGCGGGCGCGGGGCGCCUUGCCCCGCCCCGCCCCGCCCGCAGCCGGUGCCGGGCCCUGCGUGCGAAGGCGGAGGAGGAUGAUGCCGGCUCUGGCCGGGUGCGGGCCGCGCUGGGGCGGCCUCUACCGGCUCUACCUGCGGGGCCGUGCCUGCCGCGGAUGGCAAACUUCAGUGAGCUGUGGAGGCAUCUGUCAUGUACUCCUGUGCAACCGUCUGUCAGUCCAGUCACUAAGCCAAGUGAGAGCAUAUGCUUCCAAUGGUCAGAAAAAAAGCCCUGGAUCACAGAAUACAAAUGAAUCCACUUCAGAAACGGCUAUGCCCAAAACUGGAACAGCACGGGAUUCCACUAGCAUAGGCCAAAAGACACCUUUCUCACAAAACUCAAUCCAAGUAAAAGUUAAAGCAGUCCUUAAAAAGAGAGAGUAUGGACCAAAAUAUACACAGAAUAAUUUCAUCACUGGAGUGAGAGCGAUAAAUGAAUUUUGUCUUAAAUCCAGUGAUCUGGAACAGCUGAGAAAAAUUAGACGACGAAGUCCCCAUGAUGACACUGAAGCUUUCACUGUGUUUUUACGAUCAGAUGUAGAGGCAAAGUACCUAGAAGUUUGGGGUAGCCCAGAAGCUCUUGCUAGAGAGAGAAAACGACGUAAAGAAGCAGAGAUAGAAUACAGAGAAAAUUUGUUUAAAAAUCAGAAGUUACUGAAGGAAUACAAAGACUUCUUUGGAGACACUAAGCCACGCUCCAGCACAGCAGCUAUGAUGUUCAAGGGACCAGGAAAGGUGGUGAUGGUGGCUAUAUGCAUAAAUGGGUUGAAUUUCUUCUUCAAACUACUUGCUUGGGUUUAUACUGGUUCUGCAAGCAUGUUUUCGGAAGCUAUACAUUCUUUAGCAGAUACUUGCAACCAGGCUUUACUAGCACUGGGCAUCAGUCAGUCUGCAAGGACACCAGACUCUAGUCAUCCAUAUGGUUUCACCAACAUGCGUUAUAUUGCUUCCCUUAUUAGUGGGGUUGGCAUUUUCAUGAUGGGUGCAGGACUUUCCUGGUAUCAUGGAAUUAUAGGUUUACUUCAUCCUCAGCCCAUAGAAUCUCUUCUUUGGGCGUAUUGCAUCUUAGCAGGAUCGCUGGUGUCUGAAGGAGCUACUCUUCUUGUUGCUAUAAAUGAAGUUCGAAGAAGUGCCCGAGCCAAGGGUCUCUCAUUUUAUCAAUAUGUCAUACAGAGUUGUGAUCCCAGUACAAACGUGGUGUUAAUGGAGGAUGCUGCCGCAGUUUUGAGUGUAGCAAUAGCUGCUACUUGCAUGGGUCUGACUUCUUUUACAGGCAAUUCUUACUAUGACAGCAUGGGGUCUCUAGGGAUAGGAACUUUGUUAGGAGCUGUUUCGGCAUUUCUCAUCUACACCAACACAGAAGCACUUUUGGGACGGUCCAUCCAACCUGAGCAUGUACAGCGACUAACUGAAUUACUGGAAAGUGACCCUGUUGUAAGAGGAAUUCAUGAUGUUAAAGCCACAGACAUGGGAAUGAGCAAAGUGAGAUUCAAGGCAGAAGUAGACUUUGAUGGACGGGUUGUUACUAGUUCUUACCUGGAAAAACAAGACAUUGAACAGCUGCUACAAGAAAUUCAGCAGGUGAAGACACUUGAGGAACUAGAAGCUUUUAUGCUGAAGCAUGGAGAGAAUAUUAUUGACACCCUGGGUGCGGAAGUAGAUCGGCUUGAGAAGGAGCUAAAGCAACGUAAUCCUGAUGUUCGUCACGUGGAUUUGGAAAUAUUGUAGACUUAACAGAAGUCCUUUGAAUUUUUCCUUUUGGAAAGAAUAUUGUAAAUGAUGGAACAACUAUUGAACCUGCAGCCCUCUAAGUACUUUACUUUACCUCACUUUAUGCUGCAGGUUCCUGGACUGUUAGAACUUGUUCAGUUUCUGGAAAAGAAUUAGACUCAAAGGCAGCAAUUUGUGUUGAACUGAUUUUUUUUUUCCAUAAAAGCUACUUGGCAUAACUUCUACAAGAGAAUCUAUUGGAGGUGAAUUCCUUUGGGAUCCAGGACAUGUAUCAUCUAGUAAGGCAAAUAUGAAUGCCUGAGAAUGGAAAAUUAUAUAUUCAGGUCCCUUGUUUCAAUUUUGUGUCAACUUGCACAUCAAUUUGCACUUGUUUAAUUGCUUCUUACUGGAAGCCGAGAGGUUCUUGUAAGAUACAGAUGUUAAUACUAGAACAGGUUUUAUUCCCCUGGAACCUGCCUGUAUUGAAUCAAAUUGUUAUAUUCCAGCUACAUGGUCUUUUCAGCCUCUCUUCCCUCAGACACCAUUUUUUUUGCCAACAGGAACUGCUCAUUACUCAAGUUUUGUGACCUGAAAACUUGAUUCUGCCAGCAUUGCAAUUCAUGACAACCUCAGAAGAUCAGAUUACACUUUUCAGUGCAAUCAGCUUUAUGGGCUUACUCCAGAGUAUGUUGUAUUACUGUGAAGGAUGUAGAAAUUUCAGCGAACUUGCUCUCUUACAACCUUUGUUUUUUCCUUUGCCCAUCUUUAUGCUUUUGUUGUUUUUAAUUUGCUAAUAUUGGUGGUUUAACAUGAACUGUGUACAAUAGUAGUUGUUAGUUCCUGUUUUUUUUAUUUUGGUUCAUAUGCUUCUAAGAGGCCAUGUAUCACAGGUGGUCUUUUCUAGAAGCAAUAUGUGUAUAGAAGUUUUAACAUAUUUUGAAAUGUACUAAAAUAUUUAUAAUUAAAAAGAAUUGAAGACUAUAUAUUUUUAUUUAUUUGCACACAAGCAUUACUUAUAUAAAUCCUGAUUCUAGAUUGCUCAUUUACUUUUUUUUGUCUUUUUAGAAUAAACCCUCUGCCUGGGGAAACAAACUAGGUGUUUUGAAUAUGUGUAAUAACUUGGAGAAUAAUCCCCAAAUGAAGUACAUAGAGUUUAUGUAUUUGAAAUGUUAGCUUAUUGCAUUCUGUAAAACGGGUUUCUAGAAUAAAGCUUUCAGCAUAGGCAUUCAGGUUAUAGCAGAGCCUUCAAGAAACAUUGUGAACCAAAGGCUAAGUGAGUACAAAUCAUGCAGAUCUUGUAAUUGAAGUAUUAAUGGAAUAUCUACAGAGAAAUCUCUCUACAAGCAAAAUCUUUUACGUACUUUAAAAUGUUUUCGUAACGUGAACAAUGCUCAUGGAAGAGAGGCUGGAAGUAAAAGCAUCCUAGUGAUUCAGUUGCUCGAUAAUCUAGUGACUGACUUGCUAAGAACAAAAAUGUUAAUAUGGAACGCAAGUUCUCAAAAUCAAUUCAAGAUUAAAUUAUAUGCAUUGCAGCAAGUAGUAAUAAUAGUGGAGACCAAAAUGUCAGGAUUUGAUUAAAUGCUUUGUAAUAGUAUUUUUUUUUGAAGUAAAAUGUCACUUACCAAUCAGUUAUGAUAAUUAAAAAAUAGCAUGCCGUUUGACAACUGCAAAGCACUUUGCACCUUGUGCAUUUUAAAUAAAAUGACAUUCCACAUUUUAAUUUUUAGAGAAGAGGCUUCAUGUACUCUGUUUAAUGGAUUACUUUUUACAUGGCUGAGAGUGAAUGGUUAGCUUCUCACCUUUAUUCAUAAUUCCUAUUCCUAUGCCUUUCUCAGCAGUUGUUUUAUGGGAUAUAAUAUAGUAUAUUAAUGGUAAUACUCAUCUCAUUUCCGUGUACUAAGUCUUAGUUAGAUCUGUAAUAUUAGCAUAAGCUUGAUCAUUAGAGAUGUGUUUAAGAAAAGUAUUAUUUCGUAGGUGAUCUGCAAAUAUAUUAUAAUGUGCUCAAUGUUCUGAAUAACAGGGACAUUUUAGCACCUUCUAAAUAAUUUACAUCUUGUGUCCCCCACCCCCAGUCAGCUUUUCUGCAUUUUGUUGAUAACAUACUCCUUGAAAAGCACUGAAACUUAUGAUAAAGUCUUACUUAUAUUCUCCCUCUACAUCUUCUCCCCACUCAAAUAAUGCAGAUGAAAUUUUAAUAUUGUAAACUAUACUGCACUAUAGAAAUAUUGAGAAUCCUUCCAAAAAUAUUAGAAACCUGGAAAGGGACAGGUAAGAAUUGAAACGGUUUCUGUCUGUCUCUUUAGUAGUGGAUGUGACUUCACAAAUUAACAUGUAUACUGGACCAUCAUGUAGAGGAUCGAGUCUUCCUGAAAUAUCACCACAAAACUAGUAAACUUUUUAAAAGUAUGGAAAUGGUUCCUUAUGUUAUGUUAAGUUCCUCUUAAAACAUAUUCUACAUGAGUCUGUGUAAAAAUGGUGCUUUCUUAUCAGACCUCCUGGUGGUAUGAAAUGUGAUUAUCUGCUAAUUUUAGGAACAAAUAUAAGUUUUUUGCUGCUUUUUAUUCACGUUAUCACAAUAAAGCCAAUGCUACUGUGAAGAAGA